Molecule: messenger RNA, 1671 nt
Organism: Peronospora belbahrii
Lineage: Eukaryota; Oomycota; Peronosporomycetes; Peronosporales; Peronosporaceae
Source: the annotation of a GenBank genome assembly
AUGAUUAGUGACACUUCUGCUUGGAAAGCUCUAACCGAGCACGUGACCGAGAUUAAAGCCACACACCUUCGUACUCUCUUAACCGAUGAUACACGUAAUGCGUCCAUGCGCAUGGAACAAGAGGAUAUUUACUUUGAUUUUUCCCGUCAAAAUGCGACCACGAAAACACUUGACUUGCUCGUAAACUUAGCUGAAGCUGCUGAUCUCAAGACAAAAUUACAAACCAUUGCUUUGGGUGAGCACGUAAAUGUUACCGAGGAUCGUGCUGCCAUGCACAUGGCAUUACGUGCUCCAAGGACCGAGAAAAUCUAUGUUGAUGGUCAUAAUAUUGUCCCUGAAAUCCAUCAUGUACUGGAUCUUGUCCGUCUUUUUUCUGACAAUGUACGAACUGGAUCUUUUCGUGGAGCGACUGGCAAACACUUGAAGAACAUUAUUUCAGUCGGUAUUGGUGGCAGUUAUCUUGGUCCAGAGUUUGUAUUUGAAGCAUUGCGUCACGAACCUGUGGCGAAAACUGCUGCAAAAGGUCGUAAUCUUCGUUUUCUUGCUAAUGUUGAUCCAGUUGAUGUCGCACGUGCUACUGAUGGAUUAAAUCCGGAAGAUACACUUGUGAUUGUCGUGUCCAAGACAUUUACAACUGCCGAGACAAUGUUGAAUGCUCGUACGCUUCGUAAAUGGAUUGUCGAUGAUUUGAUUCAUAAAGGAAGCACUGAAGCUAAUGCGGUAGCGAAACACAUGAUUGCAGCUAGUUCAGCAGUAUCACUGGUACAGGAAUUUGGCAUUGACCGUGCAAAUAUUUUUGAGUUUUGGGACUGGGUUGGUGGUCGUUACAGUGUCACGAGUGCCGUAGGUAUCUUACCUUUAGCACUACAGUACGGCUUUGACGUAAUGGAGCAGUUUCUGGCUGGUGCCCACGCGAUGGACAAACAUUUGCUGGAGGCUCCGUUGCGCCGUAAUUUGCCAGUGCUAAUGGGUCUAUUGGGCGUAUGGAACUCAUCGUUUCUCGGACACAGCUCGCGUGCUCUGUUGCCAUAUUCGCAAGCACUAUUGCGUUUUGCUGCCCAUAUUCAGCAGGUGGACAUGGAGAGCAAUGGGAAGCGCGUGAGUAUGGAAGGUGUGGACCUUCCAUUUCAGGCUGGAGAAGUGAACUUUGGCGAGCCCGGCACGAAUGGUCAGCACAGCUUUUACCAGCUUAUUCAUCAAGGUCGAGUUGUGCCUUGCGACUUUUUAGGCUUUUGCGAGUCGCAGAACCCUGUGAAACUUCCAGGUGAGCUCGUAUCGAACCACGAUGAGCUCAUGUCCAACUUCUUUGCGCAGCCAGACGCUUUGGCACGCGGCAAGUCACUCGAGGACUUGAAGGCCGAGAAUGUACCCGAGCAUUUGCGCAACCACAAGCUUUUCCCAGGCAAUCGCCCAUCGAUGUCGUUGCUAUUCAAGAAGCUGGACGCAUUUUCGGCCGGUCAGCUGCUGGCACUAUACGAGCACCGUACGGUGGUACAAGGUUGUAUUUGGGGUAUCAACAGCUUUGAUCAAUGGGGCGUAGAGCUCGGCAAGGUACUUGCCAAACAGGUGCGUGCACAGCUCAGUGCCUCACGAACGGACAAGGCUCCGGUAAAGGGCUUUAACAGCGCCACCACUAGCAUGCUCGAGGCCUAUUUGUCAUACAAAGCUUAG